Funneliformis mosseae is the source of this 540-nucleotide messenger RNA. NCBI's taxonomy places the organism in Eukaryota, Fungi, Glomeromycota, Glomeromycetes, Glomerales, Glomeraceae. The record is from the annotation of a GenBank genome assembly.
AUGCGUGGUUUGUUAGCAUAUAUUGUAGUUACUUUGUGUUUCUUUUUAACUUAUGUUUCUGGAUUGAUUUCGUUAAUAACCCCGUUUUGGUUAUCAAAUCCGCUUACAACUUAUGGUUUGUUUCAGCAAUGUGUAACAUUUAAAGGAGAAACGAAAUGUACGGAAUUCCCUUCAGAAGAAAAUGAUGAUUGCGUGGAGGAAGGAUUUUGUGAAGAAUGGUUUAAAAUUAGAUAUUAUAUGAUACUUGCAGCUGUAAUUGGAGGAAUUAAUUUGAUUUUUUGUAUGUUUAUAUUAUUAAGCCGUAAAUUUCAUAAUGAACAUGCUUGGAAAGUUGUUUUUGCUUUAACUUUAUUUUCUUCACUUGUUCAAAUGUCUUCAGUUGAAUCAGUUGAUGAAAUUGCUCCUCAUUUCGGAGAACAUGUUGAAAAUGAUAUAAGUUAUUAUCUUGCUAGUUAUUCUUCUUUUUAUAAUUUUCUAUUAGCUUGUCUUUUGUUCGUGGUUGGUUUGACAUAUAACCCUUCAUAUGAGCGCAUAAAUUAG